AUGUACUGCUGUUGCGCUGCCGAGGUGGAGGAAGUCCAGGAGCUGCCCAUCGCCGCUUCCGGGGUGCUCGAAAAGGACACCUUCAAGGAAGGGAAGAAGCCGGCCUCCGGUUGUGCGUUCUCGGUGGAGCUGAAGCUCAAGGAGCUGCGGGCCUCGCAGCUGGGGCUGGAGGUGGACAUCACCGACCAGGACGGAAUGGUGAUCAGCAGCAUCUCCGACGGCUUCGUGAACAAGUUUAACGAGAGCUUCCCCGAUCAGGCCUUGGAGAAAUAUGACCAGAUCAUGUCGGCCAACGGGGUGCGCAGCUCCAUCGGCGAGGUGCACAAGGCCCUCAUGGCCGCCGUGCAGGACGGCGAGGUCCUGCAGCUCGAGCUGCGGCGGCCCAGCUCCUUUCAGGUAGAAGUGAAGAGGCCGGGCGAGCAGCUUGGAAGGCAAAAAAAGCUUGCUGCUUCAUGA
Molecule: messenger RNA, 456 nt
Organism: Effrenium voratum
Lineage: Eukaryota; Dinophyceae; Suessiales; Symbiodiniaceae
Source: the annotation of a GenBank genome assembly